AUUAUGACUUAAUUCUUUGGAUAAUAAUGUACUCUAAACUACGGUAUUAUACAAUGUUGUUUGGAAAUUUUAGGAACUCAGCAUGGUCCUUCAUUCCACAUGGUUUAUUGCAGGGGGGUCCAGACUUUUUCGACUUGGGAGCUACUUUUCAAAUGACUGGGGAUCUACCAGAUCUACCUCCCUUUGAGUGAAUCCGAUCUACUUAUUGGGCACCCCUGGUUUACUGAAUGCGGCAUAUCUGACAUUUUCACUUUACACCAGUUGGUGGCAGAAGAACAAGAAUUAUGUUGUUUUCAGUAAAAACAAGAGAAGAAAAAGCAGUUCUUUCAGUCGUCAGAUUCUUGCAGAAAGACACUGCUUGUUCGUGUUAUCAGUGUUGCUAAGCUAAGUCCACACACACCAAACUCUGUAGAAAACGGCAUGAGUUUAAUAUCAGUUGUUAGUUUUUCUUUAAAUGUUUGACUUGACAAUAUGACAAGAAAGCUAGAGACGCUAUUGAAUUUAAUGUUUGUAAUUCGGCGGUCAAGUAAGACUAUAAAUAUAAGACUUAUACGUGGUUGCUGUUGCACAAAAACGAGGAACUUAGUUAAGUAGGCUCAGGAAACGCUUAGUGAGGUACCAGUAGCGAAAGCAGAAGUAUUUAUUCAUUUUAUUUUAAAGAGUCAUGGAUGUCAGUGGUUUUUGUUGUCUCUUUAGUUGUGCACUUAAAUCUAGCAUCCAUUUAAAUCUGGCUAAAAACACAUACAGUAGUUGGCUCUUGGGUCUGUCAUAGAACCUUCCACUGUAAAAAACAAACUGAUAAAAGAGAAUCCAAACAUUUUUGUUGUUAUACUAUAAGCAAAGUUUGAUAGGGUUUUUUUUAGGGACUGUUAAAAGUUUGUUGUGUCCUUGUCAGCACUGAGAGUAUUGUGUUUGGUAGCUGCUUAGCCUUAAACUGAAUUUGCCAUUUCUUAAGGUCCUAUGUUAUUAAAUUUAAGUUUCUUUGUUUGUAUUUUUUAAGUGCUACAGGCUCUCACUAUGGCUCAGAACCAGGUGAUCCUGCAGUUUUGUUUUGCCACUUUUGGCGACACCAUGCUGCAAAAGAUGAACAUGCUCCGACACCAGAGACGCUUCUGUGACGUCACUGUGCGCAUCAACCAGCUGAAGUUCCCUGGUCACAAAGUGGUGUUUGCCGCUGGCUCGUCUUUCUUGAGAGAUCAGUUCAUCCUGCAGCAGGACUCUGGGGAAGUGCAGAUCUCCUUGAUCCAGCAGGCAGAGGUUGGAAAACAGCUGCUGUUGUCAUGCUACACUGGCCAGCUGGAGUUUCCAGAGCUGGAGCUGGUACAUUAUCUAACUGUGGCCAGCUUCCUUCAAAUGGGUCACAUCGUUGCACAGUGCACUGAAGCUCUUAGUAAGUUCAUCGGGCCUCAGGCUCCUCGACAGUUGCCUUUGGAUGUGGGUAUUAAGAGUGUGGAGGGUUCAUCUUCUCAGGCCCAGAAGGAGCAAGAAAGCUUUCAUGACAAAAGUUCUGAUAAUGACAUAGAUGCUGACUGUGAUGACAAAGUUGACGGUGUUGUGUUUAUGCAACCCAAGUCCCCUCCCCAGAUCUUAGGCAAAAACUCAAAGCACAAUAGAACGAAUGGUGACAUUACAAUUGUAAAGGUAGAAUCAGUAUCUGACACAGUAAAAAACUCCACUGCUGGCCCACCUGCUGCUCUGAGCUCCCCGGAGCCACAGCAUUCCCUCAUCAACUCCACAGUAGACAGUCGCAGCAGUGAAAUGACAGUUCCAUCCGGCAUCACUGAAUACCCGCUCAGUCCACCCCCUCGAUCGCCUCCCUCGGAAAAGCACAGCACCCACCAGCGAAACUACGACAAGCCCCUACAGUGGUACCACCAGUGUCCAAAGUGUGCCAGGGUAUUUCGACAACUUGAGAAUUAUGCCAACCACCUGAAGAUGCACAAGCUCUUUAUGUGUCUUCUAUGUGGAAAGACUUUCACACAGAAGGGCAAUCUGCAUCGACACAUGCGCGUCCAUGCCGGCAUCAAGCCUUUCCAAUGUAAAAUUUGUGGUAAGACAUUCACCCAGAAAUGUUCCUUACAGGAUCACCUUAACCUGCACAGCGGGGACAAACCACACCGCUGCAACUACUGUGACAUGGUGUUUGCACACAAGCCAGUUCUUCGAAAGCACCUCAAACAGAUCCACGGGAAGAACAGCUUUGACAAUGCAAAUGAAGGCAACCUGCACGACGGAGGGCUUGAUUUCGUUUUUAGUCGAAUGUGAAACCCCUGGAUUUUUUUUUACUUUUGGUGUGUUCAAUAGAAUAAUUUUAAUGAAAGAUGGAUCCUUUUUUCUAGGAUGGGAUAUUUUCUCAGAUGGGUUAUCAGAAAUCUAAGAGAGGAGAGCCGAAUGGUUAUUUAAAUACAUGACACAUUUUACAGCUAAAUACUGUUACCUUUACCUUAUUGCUGUGGACUGUUUACCUUUAGCUAGUAGGUCAUACUUUCUCAAUUUUCUGGUAGCAGAAUUGAGAAGCCUCUGUUGCUGGUUUGGUAUUUAGUCUCAUGAACCAGGUCAUAUCCUGCGUCUGUAUGUUUGUAAAGGUGCGUUAGAUUUUAUCCACUCUGUUUCCCAAACGAAGGCCCUAAAUGCAUGUUUCAUAUGUCACACUACUUGCUCUACAGGUGUUGUUGUAGUCCUUUCCCAAAAAAACUAAAUAAGCUAAAAAGAAAAAAAAAACUUUCUGUUCAUCAGUUUUAGAAAACAAAGAAAUACAGACUUGUGUGAGACCCACAAUUCCAACAUUUUUAGAUCCAAUAAUCAUCAGAUUUUUUUUAACAGUGUCUUAAUUGACACUCACUUUUUCUUUGUUUUUUGUUUUGUUUUUUGUACCUGAACCCUGUAAAAAUAUUGAGCUCACUUCAUAAUUGUAGUGGGAAAGACGUGAACUUAAAAGGAAAGAGAAUGUCAAGUG
Molecule: messenger RNA, 2956 nt
Organism: Cynoglossus semilaevis (tongue sole)
Lineage: Eukaryota; Metazoa; Chordata; Actinopteri; Pleuronectiformes; Cynoglossidae
Gene: zbtb26
Product: zinc finger and BTB domain containing 26
Exons: 3
Coding region: 1018-2265 (415 amino acids)
Biological process (GO): regulation of transcription by RNA polymerase II
Molecular function (GO): RNA polymerase II cis-regulatory region sequence-specific DNA binding; protein binding; DNA-binding transcription factor activity, RNA polymerase II-specific
Source: RefSeq, a predicted model, not a curated record